GGAGGAGGACAAUGGGGGCCCGUGGGCUUUCCCCCCAAGCCCUGCUGUGGCUCAACCUGUUCGGCUUCAUCUCUCUUGGGUCGCCUCUCAACCCGGACGACCCCAACGUGUGCAGCCACUGGGAGAGCUAUGCAGUGACCGUCCAGGAGUCCUACGCUCACCCCUUCGACCAGGUCUACUACACCCGCUGCACCGACAUCCUCAACUGGUUCAAAUGCACCAGACACAGGAUCAGCUAUAAGACGGCCUACAGGAGAGGAGUGAGGACGAUGUACAGGCGGCGAUCUCAGUGCUGCCCGGGUUUCUAUGAAAGUGGAGACCUGUGUGUCCCAGUUGAGACCCAGACUACGCUGCACGGGAAGUGCGUCAGAGCCGAAGUCCAGGUCUUUGAAGUCGUUGGCAUGGUCCUGAGAUGGGAAGGCUUCCAUGACUUCUCUUCUAUUCGAGGCAAUCUUAUACUGCGUCUCAGAGAUGACAGUCGAUUCAAGGCCUGGACUUUGUUGUCUGGGAGACGAGGCCUAGGAGUUUUGAACGGCAGUGGAGCUAUCCAGCUGUUGCCUUUAUCCUUCUCUAAGCCCUGUUCCAUUAUUCGCAGGAAUGAGAUGUCGUCGAUGGAUGGAGCCACUUUGUUAUCAUCCUUGGUCGAGUUUCUGGGCGUAGGGAGCAUCACGUGGGCCGUUCACCUGCUUGCGCACUUUGUGGACCGAAAUGAUGUCUCGCCCGAGGAGAAGCAUGAUGGGAGCGCUCGGAUCGAGCUCUGGGAUGAGGUGAGCCAGUGGUUGGAGGUGACGACUUUGGUGCAGCUAGUAAUGACUUCUGAAGAUGGUAUGGAGUCUUGCUCCCCGCCAUGCUCCAUAGAGGGGGAUGGCUCUUGGGUCCACGGUGCUGGUCCAGGGAAUGCUUUACGUUCCUCUAAAGGCUUUUCACGGAAAGCCCGGCACUUCCGGAGCUGUGAGAGUGACUUCUGGGGCCCCCACUGCAGUAACCGCUGUCAGUGCCGAAACGGUGCCAAAUGCAACCCGAUCACCGGAGCCUGUGUGUGCACCGACGGCUACCAGGGUUGGCGCUGCGAGGAGACUUGUGACCCCGAGUUCUACGGCAAAGACUGCAUGCUGGAGUGUCAUUGUCUCAACGGCGCCACCUGCCACCAUCAGACCGGAGAGUGCCUCUGUGCACCAGGAUACACCGGGGUUUUCUGUGAGGAGCCGUGUCCUCCAGGUAAACACGGCUCUCUGUGUGAGCAGCGUUGUCCCUGUCAGAACGGAGGAACCUGCCACCACGUGACGGGGGAAUGCUCCUGCCCCGCCGGAUGGGUGGGUCCCGUCUGUGCUCAGCCGUGCUCCUUCGGGUCGUUUGGGAUUAACUGUUCUCAGGAGUGCACCUGUCGAAACGGAGGCCUGUGUGAUCACAUCAGCGGUCAGUGUCAGUGCACCGCCGGAUACAUCGGAGAGAGAUGCCAGGAUGAGUGUCCGGUCGGCACUUACGGGCCGCAGUGCGCUCAUAAGUGCGACUGCCAGAACGGGGCCAAGUGUUACCAUAUCAACGGGGCCUGUCUGUGCAACGAGGGCUUCAAGGGUCCGAGCUGCCAGGACCGCUUCUGCCCCGCCGGCUUGUACGGACUCAUCUGUGAUAAAUACUGCCCCUGCAAGGAAGCUAACACACUCAGCUGUCACCCUUUAUCUGGAGAGUGCACCUGUGCAGCCGGCUGGACGGGGCUGUACUGCAACGAGACCUGUCCUGCAGGUUACUAUGGCGAGGGCUGCAGAGAGCUGUGUGCUUGCACCAACGGAGCCGACUGUGACGGCAUCACCGGAGCUUGUGUGUGCGCACCGGGAUACAUCGGCGACGACUGCUCCAUCAGCUGUCCUGCAGGCCUGUACGGGAUCAACUGCACCUCCUCGUGCUCCUGUCACAACGAGAUCUCCUGCUGGCACAUCGACGGCUUCUGUAUCUGCAGAGAAGGUUGGCAGGGAGUCGACUGCUCCAUCCCGUGCUCCAGCGGUACUUGGGGGCCGAGCUGCAACCAGACGUGUCAGUGUGCCAACGAGGCGGCCUGCGACCCGGCCAAUGGCACCUGCACCUGCUCGCCGGGCUGGAGGGACGAAUACUGCGACGUGCCGUGUCCCGAGGGAUCAUACGGACUGGACUGCAGAGAGAGAUGUGAUUGUGUCAACGCUGAUGGCUGCGAUCCAGUAACCGGCGUCUGUCGCUGUGUCGCAGGUUGGACAGGUGUGCAUUGCGACAGUGUGUGUGAGGAGGGACGCUGGGGACCAAACUGCUCCUACAGCUGCACCUGUGAGCACGGAGGUUCGUGCUCCCCUGAGGACGGCACCUGCGUGUGCGCUCCGGGCUACCGAGGCACCAACUGCAGGCGAAUAUGUUCGCCUGGUUUCUUCGGCCAUCGCUGCAGCCAGUCCUGUCCUCAGUGUAUCCAUAGCGACGGAGCUUGUCACCACGUCAGCGGUCACUGCGAGUGUCUCUCCGGCUUCUUCGGCUCUCUCUGCAACCAAGUGUGUCCCAGUGGAAAGUACGGUAAAGCCUGCGCUGAGUUGUGUUUGUGCACCAACAACGGAACAUGUAACCCCAUCGACGGCUCCUGUCAGUGUUACCCCGGAUGGAUCGGCGAGGACUGCUCCAAAUCGUGUCCUCAGGGCUCGUGGGGACCAGACUGCAUCCACACAUGUAACUGUCACAACGGAGCUCAGUGCAGCGCUACAGAUGGAGAGUGUAGCUGCAGCGCUGGAUGGACGGGACUCUACUGUACUCAGCGAUGUCCGACGGGUUUCUACGGCUCUCAGUGUGCAGAGGUGUGUCGCUGUCAGAACGGGGCGGACUGCGAUCACAUCAGCGGACAAUGCUCCUGCAGGACGGGCUUCAUCGGACAGAGCUGUGAACUCAAGUGUCCUGCAGGAACGUUUGGCUACGGCUGCCAGCAGCUGUGCGAGUGCAUGAACAACGCCACCUGCGACUACGUGACGGGAACUUGUUACUGCAGCAUCGGCUUCAAAGGCAUCCGCUGUGACCAGGCCGCUCUGAUGAUGGAGGAGUUGAACCCGUACACAAAGAUCAGCCCAGCGUUGGCGUCGGAGCGUCAGUCAGCGGGCGCCGUGCUGGGCAUCGUCUUCCUGCUGCUGCUCAUCAUGACCAUGCUCGGCCUGGUCGUCUGGUUCCGCUACCGGCAGCGAGAGAAAGGUCACCACGUUCCCAACGUCACGUACACGCCCGCCAUGCACAUCAACUCCACCGACUACUCGCUCUCAGCAGGGCUGCAGUGCACAGGUCUGCUCUCCUCUGCAGAGUCCUCUCCCAGUAACAGCUCCGUAGGCCGCUGCUUCUCCAACCCCAGCUACUGCACCCUGGGGCCCUGCACCUACGCCGCUCACUACGCCAAGCCGGACAAGAGGAGCUCCGCCAAGAUGAAGAUGAAGAAGCGACACAGGAACAGCGCUCCAGAGUGGGGGGCUUACUGUAACCUCGGUGAGCUCGGUGUUUACCGCAUCGACCGGCGUUACAGCUACCACGUGGAGCCGCGCUACAGAGACUACAUGAAGGGCUCCCUGUCCAGCACCUGCUCCCUCAACAGUGAAAACCCAUACGCCACCAUCAACGACCCACCCGCUAUGGCCUGCAAACACCUGGAGAGCAGCUACGUGGAGAUGAAAUCACCGGCUCACCACGAACACAUGACUCACUGCUGCUCCGCUGCUGCUAUCAUCACCACCACCACCACCACCACAGCCAGCACUGCGGCCACCAAGAAUGUUUAUGACAUGGAACCGACCAUCAGUAUCGUCCAGGGUGCUGGCGGUGGCGUGGUGGUUCCCAGUUACCCUCAGAACCCGUACGACCUGCCCAGGAACAGCCACAUCCCGAGCCACUACGACCUGCUGCCCGUUCGCCCGAGUCCGUCUCACAGCCACAGCCUCACCUUCCACAGCCACAGCCCCCCGCUGCCCGGCAGCCCCACCAGCUCUCUGCUCUAG
This is a messenger RNA of Scomber japonicus (chub mackerel), 3983 nucleotides long. Its product is annotated as multiple epidermal growth factor-like domains protein 11. The record is from RefSeq and is a predicted model, not a curated record. Lineage: Eukaryota; Metazoa; Chordata; Actinopteri; Scombriformes; Scombridae. Gene Ontology annotation, cellular component: membrane. Gene Ontology annotation, molecular function: protein binding.